Anopheles darlingi is the source of this 2086-nucleotide messenger RNA. RefSeq names its product sodium channel protein Nach-like. NCBI's taxonomy places the organism in Eukaryota, Metazoa, Arthropoda, Insecta, Diptera, Culicidae. The transcript has 4 exons. Gene Ontology annotation, cellular component: membrane. The record is from RefSeq and is a predicted model, not a curated record. Gene Ontology annotation, molecular function: ligand-gated sodium channel activity. Gene Ontology annotation, biological process: sodium ion transmembrane transport. Bases 160 to 1737 code for a protein of 525 amino acids.
ACACGGGCAUGUACGCACCAUAACCCUUAACGAGCUCCCUAUUAGCGGUUAAUGAGCCAGGGCAUGCAUAUCGUUCUAUGACCUUGUGACUUUGUGUGGUGGCGAGUGUCAUCCAGACAUCACGUUCUGCCAUUCGCUUGGUAGCCUUGGUUCGGUGUGAUGCAGAGAAUAACCUUCAAAGGGCUUGCCCAACGGGUGGUACAGAAGAAUAAGGGAUCGGUUGAUGCACGGCAAUCCCGCCGCAGGUUCAACUAUCGGGGAUGGUUCGUGAAGCAGCUACAGGAUCUGUGCAAUGUGACGGCCCUCCACGGUUACAGCCAGAUCGUACGCAGUGGUUACAGUGCGAUCGAGCGUACCGUCUGGUCCUGUGCCGUCGUAGCGUCAACCAUCUGUGCCAUCACGCUGCUCAUGAUCUCGUGGUCCUGGAAUGUGGAAACACCGACCGUUACGGUGACGGAAUCGACGAACUAUCCCACCUGGAAUAUCCCGUUUCCGGCGGUGACGGUUUGUCCGCUGAACCGAAUCUCGGCCACGGCUGCACUGGCCCGUGCCACCACGAUGAAACGCCCCGAUCAGAAUCUGACGGAUGGUGAGCUGGCCGAACUUUUCCGGCUGUAUCUGCACGUGUCGGGACUGGGACAGAGUGAUCCCGUGCGGUAUCGCCGAUUGCACGAGAUACUGCAGUUGAACAAUCUGGAAAUACCGCAGCUGGUGGGGGAGUUUACGCCAUCGUGUAGCAAGAUGAUUGAGCGCUGCCUCUGGAAGGGUACCCAGUGGCGGUGCGAUAAUCUGUUUCAGCUGGUCAACAGUACUGAGGGGUUGUGCUGUUCGUUCAACUACUACGGACUGUUGAAGGAUAACUACCCGAAGAAGAUCACCGUGAGUAUUCCGAAGGAACCGAGGCGUGUGAUGGCAAGUGGCUAUCAGACGGGGCUGUCGAUGUUGUUGCAACCGUUCGUUGAAGAUUACCAUGCGACCGAUGUGGCCGCGUACGGGUUUAAGGUGAUGAUACACAGUUCGUACGAUUUCCCGGAUAACGAUGCGGAGAUAAUGUUGGUGGUCGCGGGGACGGAAUCAUUCGUUACGAUUAACCCAACGGUAACGUACGCUACCCCCGAUGCCAUGGGACUGGAUCCGGCAGUACGGAAUUGUUUUGGGCGGACCGAACAUCGGUUGACGGUGUUGCAGCGCUAUUCGUACGUUAACUGCAUGGUGGAGUGUCGUGCGGCCACGAUCUACAACAAGUGCGGUUGUCUGCCCUUUAAUCUGCCCAACAAUGGAUCGCUCAAGAACUGUGAAAUGAAGGACAUGGAGUGUGUAGUACGGGCGCGUGAUCUCUAUCUGAGCGCGAUACCGCUUAUGAAUAGUACGGUGGCACGUGUGCUGUACAGAAGAGGGAUGGAAUCACCCUGUGGAUGUUUGCCGGCCUGCGACAAGAUACAGUAUACGGCGGACAUGGUAACCGGGACCAUGAAUCGGAGCUAUUCCUACAAUGCGAUCUCGUUUUUUAAGGAUAUCGAGCUGAAAAAUCAUAGCUUGGUGCAUGUGUAUAUGGCCGGUCUAACGGCUACGCACUUUCGCAUGGACAUCUAUCAAGAUUCACUCGGGACUUUAGCAUCCUUUGGCGGUAUACUGGGACUGUUCCUGGGGUUCAGCAUCAUAACGGGAUUCGAGGUGAUCUACUUCUUCACCAUCCGUCUGCUGUUUGAUAUUUUCACCAAUAAGCCACAGCGUUAGGGCUUUGAUUGACUUCUCAUUGGCAAGAAAUUCAAUGGCGAAGGCUUUUCUAGUUAAUUCUUUUUGUUAAUGUAUUGAAUCACGAAACCGCAAUACUUUUUGCUUGUGAUGCUUUUUCCCGCCGAAUAGUGCAAGAGAAAAACGCUUCACCGAAGCGUUUUCGAGCUUUUACCUUUGCAUAUGCAAUACAAUAAUAUUUGCAUAGCUUAGGGAGCAUAGCAAGCAUACAUGGGGAAGUAUGCAAUAUGUGGAAGGUGUUACCUUUCUUCCGCAAGAAAAGUGUUGAAGUCCGCUUUUUUGGAAGACAAAAAUGGUUUAAAAAUGGCUUUUAAUCUUCAAUUUAACUUAA